UCACAGACACAAACACUUUCGCUUGGAUAGAGCUGCAAGGAAGGGUCACUCACAAAAAGUGCUUUGAGACUUUACUUUCCRAGAUGGAAAAAAUACUUUUUUUAUUGCUUUUGGUUGGACUGGUCGUUGCUAAACCUUCGUUUGACGGUGAUGAUGAUGAACUCAUUCAGACUCUGAUUAACCAGAAGGAUGUCGAAGAUGUCCAAUAUCAACCCGAAGCUAACCUGAAUUUGAACGAUGAAGACUCGGAUCAAGAUCUUUCGAUCUUUUUCAAGUUUAUUCACUACCUCAUUCAUGUGUCUGUUGGAAAAGUCAAACCCGACGAACAUCCCGAUAUAAAGUACAUAAAACCAGGGAAAGAACUCGUUAAGAGACUUCUUGUGGUCAGGGAAGCGGUACGUUUUUAAAACAAACGCCUAACUAUGUUAUCAAAAUAUUAUAGAAUCUUCCUAUGGUUGAAUAAAAUAAUUAAUUCCAGGUCACAGGGAGUGA
Actinia tenebrosa (Australian red waratah sea anemone) is the source of this 492-nucleotide messenger RNA. RefSeq lists its product as uncharacterized. Lineage: Eukaryota; Metazoa; Cnidaria; Anthozoa; Actiniaria; Actiniidae. The record is from RefSeq and is a predicted model, not a curated record.